Molecule: messenger RNA, 882 nt
Organism: Blepharisma stoltei
Lineage: Eukaryota; Ciliophora; Heterotrichea; Heterotrichida; Blepharismidae
Source: the annotation of a GenBank genome assembly
AUGCUGAGACUCAUCACAAGAUCAAUGAAAACCAUCGGAGUUGUUGGCGCAGGCCAAAUGGGUAGUGGCAUUGCCAUCGUUGGUGCUUUGAAUGCUAACCUUACUGUUAAAGUUAUGGACUCCAAUGAUGAACAAAUCGAAAGGUCUCGCAAGUUCAUUGGUGACUGGCUCGACAAAAAGUCAGCCAAAAAUCCAAUAGCUAAUCUUGCAGAGGUAAAAGGCAGAAUCCAUUACAUCAAAGAAUCCAAAGAAUUAGGAGACUGCGAUUUUGUCAUAGAAGCUAUAUCAGAAGUCGUAGAGGCCAAGAUGAAACUAUUUAGACAUAUAAGCCCUAUCCUUAAGCCAGACGCCAUUCUAGCGACCAAUACAUCUUCAAUUUCCAUCACAAAACUAGCGGCAAAUGCUGAAUAUCCUGAUAAAGUCAUUGGAAUGCACUUCAUGAAUCCUGUCCCUGUCAUGAAACUAGUAGAAAUGAUUAGAGGACUCCAAACUAGCGACCAUACUGUCCAUAAGACUAAGGAAUUAGCAAAAUUAAUGGGAAAAACUAUUAGUGAAAGCAAGGAUAUGCCAGGAUUUAUUGCAAAUAGACUGCUAUUGCCAUAUAUUAAUGAAGCUAUUCAAGUACUCAGUGAAGGCAUUGCGACCAAGGAAGACAUAGAUAAAACAAUGAAGCUUGGAACCAAUGUGCCGAUGGGGCCACUAGAACUAGCUGAUUUUAUAGGACUGGAUACAUGCUUGUAUAUUAUGCAGGUUUUGCAUAGAGACCUUGGAGACUCCAAGUACAGACCUUCUUGCUUGCUAGUGAAUUAUGUGAACGCAGGAUGGCUUGGUAAAAAAGUAGGCAAAGGAUUUUAUGAUUACUCCCUAGAAAAAAAGCAAUAA